This is a messenger RNA of Protobothrops mucrosquamatus (brown spotted pit viper), 1025 nucleotides long. It is a transcript of the gene MORN3, whose product is annotated as MORN repeat containing 3. Lineage: Eukaryota; Metazoa; Chordata; Lepidosauria; Squamata; Viperidae. The transcript has 6 exons. The record is from RefSeq and is a predicted model, not a curated record. Bases 83 to 928 code for a protein of 281 amino acids.
AACUGGCCGUAUUGCGGCUCUGCCGUGUUGCUAUGGCCACUUCCCUUGCCCGCGCGGGCUUCUGUGCCUGGGCUGAGCGUAGAUGACCCCCCAGGAUUGGCCCUGCGGUCCCCCGGGGGCAGAGCCGCCCUGCGCCCUCGAUUGGAGCCCCCUGAGCUUACAAUGGCAGGUACAAGACGAGAUGCCCAUCAUCAAAUACCCCCGAAGAGUGGACCCCCUUUGGCACGAAUGGGACAGGAAGGCGCAAAAGUGCGGGUUGAGGCACACGGUUUACGCUGUCAACGGAGACCGCUACGUCGGGGAAUGGCUGGACAACAUCAAACACGGCAAAGGAACACAAAUAUGGAAAAAAUCCGGAGCGAUCUACAGCGGAGACUGGAAAUUCGGAAAACGAGACGGCUUCGGGACUUACAGUAUUCCGGACCCUGUGACAAAAGAUUAUAAGAAAGUAUAUUCCGGCUGGUGGAAGAAUGACAAAAUGUGGGGCUACGGAGUUAAGUUCUACUCCGAGGGAGAGUAUUACGAGGGCGAAUGGGCCUGGGGGAAGCGAAACGGCUGGGGGCGGAUGUACUACAAAGACGGGGCCAUCUACGAAGGCCAGUGGUCCGAAGACAAGCCCGGUGGUCAGGGGAUGUUUCGCUGUAAAAAUGAAAACCGCUACGAAGGUUCCUGGAAAGACGGAAAGAAACACGGUCCGGGAAAGUUUAUCUAUCUAGACACCGGCCAGCUCUACGAAGGGUACUGGGUGGCAGACAUACCGAAGUGUGGCACCAUGGUUGAUUUUGGCAGGGAUGAAGCUCCCGUGCCCACCCAAUACCCCAUCCCCAAGAUUGAACUGGCGGAUCCAGACGGAGUCUUAGAAGAAGCUGUUCUGAUAUUACAGAACGCCGAAAUAUUCAAUUCUCAGCCCCAGAAAGAACGAGGAUGACUAUAAUUCUGCAGACAUUUCUCUGGUCAAGGCUGCUUUUUAACAGAAAGGUCUCUCUGAUGGAUGCCAUUCCUUGGAAUAUAUUAUCCUGGCUGUC